Neurospora tetrasperma FGSC 2508 is the source of this 402-nucleotide messenger RNA. RefSeq lists its product as uncharacterized. The transcript has 3 exons. NCBI's taxonomy places the organism in Eukaryota, Fungi, Ascomycota, Sordariomycetes, Sordariales, Sordariaceae. Bases 1 to 402 code for a protein of 133 amino acids. The record is from RefSeq and is a predicted model, not a curated record.
AUGCUCUGUGACUUGCCCCUGGCUUUGCUGGUGUGGGCUAGUGAGUACCACGGCGCUCUACACUACAACGUGUAUGCGCACAUCACGGCGACACCCCACACAUAUGUGUCCCGCCAACAUCGACUGCCGCCGUCGUCGAGGCUGUCGUGCCUUGUGAUACGCUGCCAAGCAAGUCCGAGGUGGAUUUCACAAUGCCGUGACGGUGCCACAGGUUGCAGAUUGCAUUGCAGACAGAGUCCGGUGGAGUUUAGGGGACCGAGAGGACCUACAACAAUCCGGGGCUUCGGGAUCUGGACGGCCACUUGUUCGAACCUCAAUGAAAGGGAUCAGCAUCCGGCCAUCCUACAUCUCAAGGCUUCCAAGGCGGCUCCCCACGGGGCAAUUGCUCGCCGGAGAAUGUGA